Messenger RNA from Paramecium sonneborni, 289 nucleotides. Lineage: Eukaryota; Ciliophora; Oligohymenophorea; Peniculida; Parameciidae. The record is from the annotation of a GenBank genome assembly.
AUGGGAAAUAGUAUUGAUUUCCUUAGAUUUAUUAGAAAGUGAAUUUGCUGAAAAUGUUGGAACAGAUUUAGUUCUUUAGGAUACAUACAUUACAAAAGUUAAUCCUCAAAAUUUUAUGGAUGUAAAGCUACCACAGUAGUUCAGUUUUAACAUGUAAAGAUUGAUAAAAGUAGUAUUUUAGAAAUUAAUAAUUAGCCAUUCUAUGAGGCUGUUAUGUGAAGAACAAAUGUUGAAGAGACUUUAAUAAAAUUCCACAGUUUUUUGUCUAUAUUUUACCAUUAUCAAAUGA